Messenger RNA from Lytechinus variegatus (green sea urchin), 4160 nucleotides. RefSeq names its product forkhead box protein B1-like. Gene Ontology annotation, molecular function: DNA-binding transcription factor activity, RNA polymerase II-specific; RNA polymerase II cis-regulatory region sequence-specific DNA binding. The record is from RefSeq and is a predicted model, not a curated record. NCBI's taxonomy places the organism in Eukaryota, Metazoa, Echinodermata, Echinoidea, Temnopleuroida, Toxopneustidae. Gene Ontology annotation, biological process: cell differentiation; regulation of transcription by RNA polymerase II; anatomical structure morphogenesis. The transcript has a single exon. Bases 831 to 1805 code for a protein of 324 amino acids.
GCUUGCCGUAUGGGUAUCACGCAGCGAAGUCCAAGCCGCAAGACGGGGAAACACUCGGUUGGGACCGCCUCAUAACAGAGUGAGGUAUGCGAUCUUUGUGUGUGUAAAUGUGUGUGUGUUCAUCGCCUUCUAUGAUCGCGCAGGUUGCCCUAUCCAGAGUUUAGCUAUACACACACAAACACGACAUGUUUAUGUGCACCGUCUCACACGCACACACUCACUCAACUUGAGAGCUUUUAUGCGUGCGUGUGCGUGCGAUCGGCUACUGGUCACAACACACACGCACAGGAAUAAACUUAUUGCCACUGAGCGCCCGACAAACUUAUCUCACCUGUGCGGAUGGGCUGAAAGUGAAAACCAAGACAAAAAAGAAUCUUCUUUUCUUCGAAGAACUUAACGAGAACAGUUACUCUUUCACUUGCUCUUCGGACCGACAGUAGGGUUGUCUUUAUCUCCAGAGGCCAAGGCAGUAAAUAUUAACGGACUUUGUCAAGAUAGAUCCCGAUUAUCACACCUCGAUUUCGAAUAAAUUCUGUGAAGACCAACAAUAUUAUUCAUCAUUCAAACUUCGUGGAAGAUUUUUCUUAUUCGCAACAGAAAGACACUUCAUUCUAAUCAACUUUUAAUUGCAGUCAUCUAAAAUUGGACCUUUGCACUUGUCGAGAAUCGCCAAAAUAGUACAGCAUCUAGGAAAAUGAGAUUCAUCCUCUUGUCUACAAAUUAAAACUGCUGCAGUAACUAAAUCUUUUUGGAGAAAAAAAACAGACCAUUGUAUCUAUUUAGAAGGGGUUAUUUUUAUUACUUGCAUGACUUUUCUGUGAAAUACCAGUAUGCCACGCCCAGCCAGAAGUACAUACAGUGAUGCCAAGCCACCAUACUCAUAUAUCUCCCUAACGGCUAUGGCAAUUCAAAGCUCGCAGGAAAAGAUGUUACCCCUGAGUGAUAUCUACAAAUUCAUCAUGGACCGUUUUCCGUAUUAUCGCAAAAACACUCAACGCUGGCAAAAUUCGUUACGGCACAAUUUAUCGUUCAAUGACUGUUUCUUGAAGAUUCCGCGCCGUCCCGACCGACCAGGGAAAGGCAGCUACUGGGCCUUGCAUCCGCUCAGCGCUGAUAUGUUCGAGAACGGGAGUUUUCUCCGACGUCGAAAGAGAUUCAAGUCUCCACGUAUCGCCACCAUCGACCACAACAUGCAGAUCAAACAGAUCGAUUCAGCGAAGAUUUUUCAGGAGCAGGCGAAGAUAGGUCUUCCACCGUACCCUCCACCACCUAUCAUUCCGGCGUCGCCUCCGAUGGUGAUGCAGAAGAUGCCGCUUUCCUGCUACACUUCAAUGUCCAACUCGCCUAUAACACCGACAUCAACGGUUACGAACUCGAGUAAGCAGUCUUUCACUAUUGAAAACAUCAUCUCUCCUGAUUUCAAGCCAUCAACCACCAAAUCACCGGCGACACCGCCUACCCCGACGAGGAGCUCGCCAGUCGAGAGCAUCGAUGUUGUGAAAUCUCGAUCGGCCCAAUGCAACAGAGCCUGGUGCGACGAGUCUCCCGUCGCUCGCCCGACGGAUAUGUGCUGCGGACAGUCUCGGGAUCAUCCCCCGUGUAACGAAUGCAUCGCCAGGAUGCGGACUCUUCUACCGAGACCAAUUUUGGGCCAUUCCCCUGCCAUACCAGUCCCGAUCCGACCAGCUUUCCAUGGUUUUGGGUUGCCAAGUCAGUGUUCACCAGCUCUCUUCCAGGGGGUACCCGCGGGAUGCAUAUUGCCUCUUAUUCGGAGAGACAUUUCGGAGCACAGCAUAAAAGCGUAACACUCCCUUCAAGUUCUACAAUACCAAAGAAGACAUGUUUAAACACUGACUCAAGAGAAGAGAGACUCUAAAACAUAGACAGGUAAAUGUAAAAUGAUAACAAAUAUAGCUUAUCGUAGAAAUACAGAGUAUACAUAUCUCAUUCUGCACAAAAUAUAUUUUAUUGCGUUGCAAAGCAAUGACUCUGCACGAGAAAAACAUGAUAUUGCCUUUGUGAAUUCUGAUACCAAUUUGCCAACACACAUUUUUUAUUUUGUCUUUCUAAAUUUGUCGAUGAUAAUAUGUCUUAGAAAUCAAGAAAAUGAGUUAAGUGAAGCUAAUCACGAAUGUCCCUCUCAUAAUAUUGUUCUGCCAAUUAUUGGGAGAAAAUAUAAUUCAGAUAAGAACAUUCUAGUAAUUGAUUAGUGUCAUACUUUAAUUAUUAUAUCUGAUUUCUCAUAUAAAAUUACUUUCUUGUCUGCCAUAUUUGUUUUGUAUAACUUUUGAUUACAAAAAUUGUGAGUUUAGCUAUUUAUGCCAUGAUAUAAGAAGCUUUUUUGUGUACCAUGUGUUUGUGGACUGCAUGUUACAAUUUUACGUUUACAUAAAACCCUUAGGGUUGUUUCAGAUGACAAUUUACUAUUAUGUGAUUGUAACUAACAUAAAAAAUGAUAUGCCAGAUAAUCUGUACAAAAUAAUGAUUUAAUUACAUGUUUGUGAAAAGAAAUGAUAAAUAAAUCUGUACACAGUGCAUUCAAAAUUGAUUGAAUAAUGUACGAAAUGUAAUGAAUAUGUUAAUUUUAGUUUUCACUGAGGCUUAUUCCAUAACUGUUCACCACUUAAAACAAAAUAGUCUGCGCAUCUUUCCUACGUGAUGAAAGUUAAAUUCGGAAUACCCGGAUCCCGUUGAAUAUAAAAAUAAUGUUUAAUAAGCUUACCAUCCAUUGCAUGGCAACUACCAUGGAAUCCUUGACUUUGAUUUGCUGUUGAAUGGUAACUAUCAUGAAAUCCUUGAUUAUGAUUGGCUGUUGAGCCAUUUUUUCCAGGGGAAGUUACCAUUGGAUGGCAAAUUUACCAUAAUAGUAACUUUUAUGUGCCCGUGCACUGAAAAAAAAAACAUUUCAUAGAAAACAGAUAAUGAUCAUGGCCGAGCGAUAACUUCUUGUGCACAUUUCUUGGAUGUCCAAUGUUAUCGAGGCAUAGCACACUCGAAACCGAAAUGCUUUCAUAAUUCUUGAUAACGUGAUUAUUCGGAAUAUAGAUUCUUUACGAAUUCUGAAUAUAUGUAAACAUCUUAGAAGUAUAUUUAACAUGUACUUAGAUAUCAAAAUAUUCAACAAAGGAAAAUAAUUUCUGGAAAUCACAUGUACAUGUUUAAUAGAAUUGCCCCAUAAUAUCAUGCGAAACUGAAUAAUUUGAAUAUUUUUCCUUUCUAUGUUAAUUUCAGAUUUCUAGACAGUGUUUCCCAUAAAAGAAAAUGGUAUUCACCAGAUUUGAAAAUUAUGAUUCGGUGUUAUAAUCAAUAGAUUCAGAUCUCCUUUAGGUUAUAGAUAGUUAUAAGUAUUUAAAUGUAUGGUUUGGAUAUGUUGAAUAUUGAAUGUCGAAACAAUAAUUUUCUCUAUCAUAUCUGGGAACAAAUCCGUUAGCCAUCAAAUCACUAUUUUAAUAAAAUAUUCCCAAAGACAGAUUAAAUAAUAAGGAGGGUAGAUAAAAAUAACAAUGAUUUAGUCGUAUAGGCCUACAUGUGAUAUUCGUUAAAUACAAUCGAAAUGAAUUGAUGAAUUUUAACAUGCAUUAACUUAAUUUCAGAAAUUUAUCAACGAAGUUAAUGUACAAAAACAAUGGCAUGUUUAUAAAAACAAUAAACCUUUUCAAGAUAAAGUCAUUUUUCUCUAGGUCGUUUAUUUCCUUUAACGCAGUCAAACUUUUAACAUGGAUUAUUGACCUAACACUAUUUUAUUGGACAAUUGACAUAAUACAGUCAUUUUAAAUUUUAAGGAGAGAUGGCAUUGAUAUAAUAUCAUAAAGUUUAUGAAAAUCUCAGAUGAAUACUAUAUUUACUUAUAUAUAUUUACUAUUUUAUGGCGUAUCUCAGUGUGAUCGUUAAUUUCAUUCUUGUAAACAUGGCAAAUCACAACAAAUAUUCUAAAUAUGAAUUAGAAGUUACUUUGAGUCAAUUAAUGGUCGCUCGAUAUGUCGGUGUGAUAUCACUCCUACUUAGUUACCGAAUCUCUGUGAACCUUAACGUUCUAAGGUCAACACCAUAAUAUCUGACCUAUGUCAAGAGAUGUAAAAUCUCAAGUGCAAGCAUAAAUUGCGGAUUAACUCCUUUCUUUCCAUUACAAACAGAAAAUAAAAAUGAAGUGUUCACCUUGA